CCGGGCAAGAUGCGAUGCGUUCUGGUUGAAAUUACAAUACCAGCACCAGCAACUCGUCUGCUGGGGGAGGGGGAAGAGUAGGACUAGGCCAGUCUUGAACUCUGUGCUUCGUUCUCUGAUUCUCUCCAUCCCCCUCCCCUCCCGGAAGUGUUGAGGGAUGACUCUCUGCAAAAGUUGUCACGGGGCACCUUGCCAUGUUGGCCGUUGGUAUCUCAAGGCACGCGAUGCUGUUGCUUUGCUUAUUUAUUUUUCCUUCGAAAGGCUCUUGGCGUAAAAACGGGAAACAACACCAGAAGCAAAAUACAUACCAACAUCUAGGAGCAUAAGAUAAAGGCCAUGCUUGUUUGAUGUGAAGUAAAUCUGAGGAGCAUUAACAUGGGAAAGAAACGAACAAAAGGGAAAAACAUUCCAUUAGAUGACUCAUCAGAUGUACCAGAACAUGUGUGUAAGCACCUUCGCAAAGGAUUGGAACAAGGUCACCUGAAAAAGGUAUUGCAGAAUAUAGACUGGAACUCCUGCCAGGAUUGCCGGACACCAGACAGUGAGACACAUGAGAAAACUGAAGAGGAAGCAGAAGACAGACCUUCCAUAUGGUUAUGUCUAAAAUGUGGCCACACGGGCUGUGGCAGAAAUUCUCAAGAACAACAUGCUUUAAAGCAUUAUGAAACACCAAGAUCAGAACCUCACUGUUUGGUUCUCAGUUUGGACAACUGGAGCGUGUGGUGCUAUUUAUGUGACAAUGAGGUCCCAUACAACAGUUCUACACAAUUGGGCCAAGUGGUGGAUUAUGUUAGAAAGCAAGCACGUGUGAAUAUAGAGAAUACAGCAUUGAAAGAUGAAGAAAACAAACUAUUGGAAAACAAAAAAAUAAAGGACCACCAAAAUGAGGAAGUGAAGGAGAAAAAAGAGAUCUUGAAGGACAACAAACUUCAUUUAAAUGGCAAUGCAGAAGUGAUGGUGAAGGGCCUCAGUAACCUGGGGAAUACUUGUUUCUUUAACGCUGUUUUGCAGAACUUAUCACAGACACCAAUUUUGAGAGAGCUGCUGAAGGAGGUUAAAAUGCCUGACACAACAGUUACAGUUGAGCCACCAGAUUUCUCAAUAACAGAACCUCUGAUACUUACACUUGAUCAGCCAAGACCUCUUACACUAGCGAUGUGCCGGUUUCUGACAGAAAUGCAAGAGACAAAAAGAGGCACUGUGACCCCUAAAGAACUCUUCGCUCAGGUCUGUAAAAAAGCUAUACGGUUUAAAGGUUAUCAACAGCAGGACAGCCAGGAACUGCUUCGCUAUUUAUUAGAUGGAAUGCGAACAGAAGAAAUCCAACGGAUUUCUGCUGGAAUUUUUAAGGCACUGAAUAAUUCUACCGACAAAGAAAAUGAAGAGCUAAAAAAGAAAAUCAAAGAGUAUGAAAAGAGAAAGGUGACACAGAGCUUUGUGGACCGUAUUUUUGGUGGAGAACUAACAAGCACAAUCAUGUGUGAGGAGUGCCAAACUAUUUCUUUAGUACAUGAGUCAUUCCUUGAUUUGUCACUCCCAGUCUUAAAUGAUCAGGGUGGUAAGAAAAAAACAAAUGAUAAUAAUGUUAGAAAGAUACAGGAAAAAGAGAUGGACGAUGAUGAUGACUACACAGGAAAUGACUGUUAUUUGAAAGAAAGGGAGGAGACUCCUAGUACGAGUAAGCAUCUCCAGAAAAAAGCAAAGAAAAUGGCCAAAAAGCAAUCAAAGAACCAACGCUGCCAGCAAAAAAAUCAAGAAAAGGUGAUCCGGCUAACAGACAUCUGUGCCACUGAAAAAACUGGAUUUGAUCAUGAUUGCAGCAGUGAAACUAUAGAAAAUAACUCUGAGGGUACUACCCUAAAAUUGAAGGAGUCAUGUAACCCAUGUGAAGAGCACUGUGUGGAUCAAAAAGAUAGCAUGAAAGAAGGAACAACUGAAAUAGAUAAUACAGAAAAACAAGAUGAAAAUACAGAAAAUUCUGACCGAGAGGCAAACAAUGAAACCACUUUGGAUAUUUCCACAGAGGGCUUAGUUUCUGCUGUACAGUGCGUCAGUAAAUGUGACCAUCUGUCUGUCAAACAGGAUAGUCUUGAUGAAGAUGAGGAUAUUACCAAUAGCUUUAAUAAAUUAUCCUUGGAUGAAGAACCUGGUGAUGAUAUAGAUAGUUUAAAUGAACUUCACCAUUCUGAGACAACAAUGUACAAAGUAGUGAAUGAGGACCCAGAAACAGCAUUUUGUACUCUUGCGAACAGGGAAGCUAUGAACAGGGAAGAAGGUUCAGUACUUCAUUGUUUACAUCAGUUCACUCACAAUGAAAAGCUCUGUGAGAAUAAUAAACUGCUCUGUGAUGUAUGCACACGGCGGCAACUUUGUGGAGCAAAGACCUCUGGAAAAAAUGCCAAGAAACAUGUAUACACUAAUGCCAAAAAACAAAUGCUUAUUUCUCUGGCACCUCCAAUUUUAACUCUUCAUUUAAAAAGAUUUCAACAGACUGGAUAUAAUCUCCAAAAAGUGAACAAGCACAUAAAGUUUCUUGAAGUAAUGGACUUGGCUCCUUUCUGCUCUGUUAAAUGUAAGAAUAUUGCAGAGGGCAGUUCAAGAGUAUUGUACUCUUUAUAUGGCAUUGUUGAACAUAGCGGCACUAUGAGAUCCGGCCACUACACUGCUUAUGUGAAGACAAGAGCUACUAACAACCAACUUUCUGAUCUUGUUCUCCAUGGCAAGAUUCAACAAACAGCUUCAGAGACUGAAUCACCCAAAGGACAAUGGUUCCAUGUUAGUGACACCCAUGUGCAAGCAGUGCCUGUAGCCAAAGUGCUGAAUUCACAAGCAUAUCUGCUAUUUUAUGAAAGACUACUGUAAAUGAUGAAAUCAGUCUUCCUUUACGGACGAUUUGAAACUAAGGAAAGUUGCUCCCCCAAAAGCUAUCAUGUUCAAUUACCUGAAUCUUCUGUCUAUACUGAUUUUGUCUUAUCUGCACUUGAACAGAACUUCAUUUCAUGCUUUUAAAUAAAAAGCCUUAAAUUCA
Molecule: messenger RNA, 3028 nt
Organism: Rhineura floridana
Lineage: Eukaryota; Metazoa; Chordata; Lepidosauria; Squamata; Rhineuridae
Gene: USP16
Product: ubiquitin specific peptidase 16
Exons: 19
Coding region: 376-2862 (828 amino acids)
Biological process (GO): regulation of cell cycle; regulation of gene expression
Molecular function (GO): zinc ion binding; cysteine-type deubiquitinase activity
Source: RefSeq, a predicted model, not a curated record